Messenger RNA from Chiloscyllium plagiosum (whitespotted bambooshark), 8875 nucleotides. Lineage: Eukaryota; Metazoa; Chordata; Chondrichthyes; Orectolobiformes; Hemiscylliidae. The record is from RefSeq and is a predicted model, not a curated record.
CAAUCGACAUCAAACAGUCGAUCAUAGCCUUCGAAAUUGACAGGCUAACUAAUAAAGAGACGGGACAGCUGGGGGGGGGAAAAAACCUUUGUGCGUCUAUAUUUCUUUUACGGACCAUCAAUCGAAUAAACCGGAGAAAGAAAAUAAACAGCCGAGCGACGUGUAACGUAUGAUUGGUGCAGUCACAAUUGCAACCCAUGAGAGCGGGUUGAGUCAGCAGCACAUGAGGCCGCUGUAAAUAACCCGGCCCCCGGCACAAGACAGCGAGAGAAAGAGGAAGAGAAACAAAAAUCAAAACAAGCCGACCUCCUCAAAAUAAACACAGGAAAGAAGAAGGAGGAGAGCGAGAAAAAAAGACCAGAUUACAGAAACUUGUUGACGUUUUGUUGCAGUCGUCGAGCACGAUCGAAGAGGUUGGGGGCGGGGGCGGUGAAACAAGCGACUGGGGCAGCCUGGAGCCCGGGACCUGACCCCCAGCGGCCUCGCUCUGCUCCUGGGGCCCGAAGGGAGUGAAGUGUAGGCGGCGGCGGCGGCCUCGCUGGCUGUGGAGAGGGGGAGCGGCAGCGGCCUCCUGCUCCUCCUCCUCGGCCUCGGUUAUUGUAUCAAACCGCGGCGACUGUGAUAACAAAGUCUGCAAACUUGGGGAUCGCGGGAGCCAGCCCUCCUCCUCCUCCUCCCCGGAUAUACCUUCCCCCACCCCCUCCUUCGGCAGCUGCAGUAGAUGCCGAUCGCUUCCACUUCUCACUCGGCACAAGAGCCCUGUCUGUACCCGCGGCUGCGGGCCGGACAGUCCGCUCCACCCAAAGACGGCAGCGGGGGCCGCGAACAGGCUGCACCGGCGGAGGAGCCGCGGCCGCCCAGCAGCCAAGAAGCCGCAGGAGGGGGCAGACUGGCGCUGGGCAGCCCACACUCGGAGCUGGUUCCGCGCCUCGAACCGUGGGACAGGGGCGCCGGCAGUGUCAGCAGGUUCCCCCAGGCCGGCCCGCACCCUCUCCUGGAACCGCCCCGGACCAGGAGCAGAUCCAGGUCGGGAUUCAGCGGCAACUCCAACUGGCCUUACUGCGGCCAAGCGGGGGCGGGCGGGCUCCAGCUCCAGCACCAGCACCAGGCUCAAACAGGCGGCCAAAGUCACGGAAACAAUCCAGCUCUAGGGCAAGGGGCCACGGACAUCGCAACUGGAGCAGCCCGGCCAACAGGUGGCAUGGUUCCUUCCUUUCCCUAUCACCCAAGUCCAUGUGACCCUCCUUUCAAUGAAGACAGUGAUAAGAGUGAAGAAAGCCCAAGCCCUAAACGUCAACGCCUCUCCCAGUCGUAUUUUGAAUAUACAGCAGUAUCUCCUGCCCCGUCACCACCAAUGCGACCAUGGGAAAUGACAUCUAAUAGGCGACCUCCCUCAGCUCGACCAAAUCAACACCAUUUCUCAGGGGAAAGGUGCAAUACACCUGCACGAAACAGAAGAAGUCCUCCUGUUAGGCGUCAAAGAGGAAGACGAGAAAGACUGACUAGACAUAAUUCUGUGAACCAAGAUGAAAACUACCACCAUCAUCCUUACGGACAGCAGCCGGCUGCAGAGGAGCCCAGAGCAUUUCACCCUCCGAACGUAUCUCCACGCAUGCUCCACCCUGCUGCACACCCUCCACAACAGAAUGCAGUGGUGGUUGACAUCCAUGAACAGAUUCACCAGGGUGCGGUUCCUGUCUCAUACACUGUUACUACUGUAGCACCACAUGGAAUCCCGCUUUGCACAGGACCACACAUCCCAGCAUGUAACACGCAACAAGUUCCAGGGUGCUCAGUUGUAUUUAGUGGGCAACAUUAUCCUGUGUGCAGCGUACCACCUCCGAUGCUCCAGGCAUGUUCUGUACAACAUUUGCCAGUCUCAUAUGCUGCAUUUCCUCCUCUUAUCUCAAGUGAUCCCUUUAUAUUGCACCCUCCACAUCUGUCGCCCCACCAUCAUCCUCACGUGCCACCACCGGGCCAGUUUGUACCAUUCCAAACACAACAGUCACGGUCGCCUUUACAAAGGAUAGAGAACGAGGUGGAGUUACUGGGAGAACAUCUUCCUGUUGGUGGUUUUACUUAUCCUCCAUCACCACACCCACCUACCCUUCCUCCUUCUGCGCCACUCCAGUUCCUGCCACAUGACCCUCUGCACCAAGAGCUGCCCUUUGGAGUACCAUAUCCUCAUUUCAUGCCUCGAAGACUGACAGGGCGCAGAUAUCGUUCGCAGCAACCUUUACCACCUCCACCUUAUCACCCUAGCUUCUUACCAUAUUUCCUAUCAAUGCUUCCAGUUCCCCCUGCUGUGGGACCAGCUUUUAGUUUGGAAUUGGAUGUCGAAGAUGGUGAGGUGGAAAACUAUGAGGCACUUCUUAACCUAGCAGAACGACUGGGAGAAGCCAAACCACGUGGACUUACAAAAGCAGACAUCGAACAACUUCCAUCUUAUAGGUUUAACCCUAACAACCACCAGUCAGAGCAGACUUUAUGCGUAGUGUGCAUGUGUGAUUUUGAAUUAAGGCAACUACUUCGAGUCUUGCCCUGCAGCCAUGAGUUUCAUGCCAAGUGUGUCGACAAAUGGCUGAAGGCAAAUCGUACAUGUCCAAUUUGUCGAGCUGAUGCUUCGGAAGUUCACAGAGAUUCAGAAUGAAACCAAUCAAAUAGCACAAAUUUGGGUGUACUUUGUGGCAUAUAAAUGAACUAUUCAUUGAACUUAACCUAUUGUGGCUUCCAGCCUUCCCUUUACAUUAAGGGUCAUAAUGUGAUGCAGUCAUUUGACCUUCCUUUGCACUGUGUGAUUCAAUGACUUAUAAAGCUUAUAUAGUCUUCACAUUGAAACAAUUAUGGGAUUGUUAUACUAACAGUGUGAUUGGAACUCCAAAGAUUUUUUUUCAGCUUAAAUUUGUGUGUGCACUAACAUUCCCUGGUUUUUGUGUGAUCAUUCCAGGUGUUGCUGCAGGAUUACUAUAGAUGUGAUCUUUUGGCAUGUGUGCUUUUUUGAUUUUAUUUAUAUAUAUAUAUAUAUAUAUAUAUAUAUAUAUAAUAUAUAUAUAUGUAUAAAUAAAGAGGUAGUUAAACUGUUUUAGCGAUCUACCUUAUAGAGCAUUCAGGUACUGUGAGUGAGUAUGAUUGUAAGCGUGCAAGUAUUUUAGCCACAUGUACUACUUCCAGACAAGCUUAAGUACUGGCAUAACGUGAGUUGUAUGUGUGUAGUCUUAAUUAUGCUGAAAUGUAUAGCUGUGUUAUUUAAACAGUACUAGUACUGUACACUGGUUUCUCUCUUUGUUUGCAGUUGCACACUGUAUACUAAGGGUGCAACAAUUAUGAAUUUUUUUUCACUCAGUUGCUCCUCAGUAUUUUAUAUUGGCAGAUUAGAAGAGCAUAUAUUUAUAACACACCCCAGCUAAAUGAUUAAGGGUGAAAGAUUGUGCAAAUUUAUAAAACUAUUAUUACCCAGAGAACCAAAGCGGUGAGUGGCUGAAAUAAUUUGCUGCGUUUUCCUGUAAUAUAUGGUGACUGGAAGUCUUAUACAAGCAGAGUGACAGAGGUUUAAAACUGGGUGUGCUAUAAAAAUAUCAUUUAUUGCUAGAUAUUACUGGCCAGUCUAAAAAUGUGGGUCUCAGGUGUGCAACAAAGUCCUAUCAGCACCUUAAAAUGUAACCUUGGUUGUUAAACUACUUUGCUAUCUUGAAAAAUUUAAUUCUCUGCUUUAUCCUUUGAUCUUAAUAUCAAUGCCAUGUUUUAACACUACCUUCAACUUAAUGUUGCUUUCUUUUAAAAAUCUGGUUUGAGCACAGCAUAAGUAGGCACUCUGCUCCAAAUUUUAUACUAGCUUUCAGCUCCGCCUUUCAAAUUAUAUUUCUAACUAAUUGAAUAUUUUCUCCCAUCUUUAAUUUUUAGUUCCAUUGUAUGUAAUAUUUUAUAUAAUUACAUUUUCUUAGAUUUGGUUAUAUACGUUUCUCCAUGUAUAUCUCAAACUAACCCAAUUAGAAUUAUUCACACUUGCAAAAGGCCAAGUCACAGAACUAAGCAGAUUCUGUUUUAAAACUUGUAGGAAAGCAUUGAGCAGUUAUUUUUUGCCCCUGAGCAAUUAUUAGACCAGAGACCUAUUACGUCGUGAUGAGGACAAUAAUCAACAGUCAUGAAGAGCUCCUCAAAAGAAGUAUUUGAUUCAAUUCUAAGGAAAUUUUGUAAAGAAAAAUUACUAUUUUUAUAGUAUAGUCGGGAUUAAUUGUUGAAUGUGAACAUUUGGGGAUAAAGUAGAGAUCAUACAGAUUUGCAAUGAAGAAAAAACGAAACUUAUUUUUUGUUUCUCCAAGAAUGUCAUUGCUCAGUGGUCAUCUUUGAAUCUGUAUUGAUUAUUCUUGUAGACUUAACACUUUGCUAGUAAAAAUUGAACCCAAUGUUUGAUUAAAGCAAUGAUUGCAAUCUGUUGGUUUGGAAACUGUUAUUAUGAAUACAACUUGAGACUUAUUGUAAUUAUUUAAUGGUCACACCUACAGCAGGUGAUUUAUUUGUUUUCUAUUUGGUUGGAUUAUUGAGAUGUUUGGGAACUUGGUAUUGUCACAGAUCAGACCUGUCUAUAACUGCUUAACACUUAAAUUGGGUGCAAAAGCAGAACUAAUGUUCCCUUCCCCUACCUAAUUAUUUUUCAUUUUAUAAACAUGGUCUAAAAAAAUCUUGGAACUGAUGAUUUCUGGUCUUUUGCUUCAGUUGUAGUAGAAACUAAAUGCAAACCCCAUCUGUGGACUCAAGUUUUCUUCUCUCUAUUUUCAUCAUGGAAUAAUGGUAUCAGUAUGUCAAUGUUAUUGGUUUGAAACAUGCUAUAAAAUUGGAUUCAGUAGAAUUUCACAAGAACGUUGAGUAAUCCGACCACCAAGAAAUUUGUCUUGAGUCUGUGUUUUUGAUUUUCAGUAUUCACCAGAUGUUACCAACCAGUGUUAAUUUUUCACACACAUGCUGCUGGUCCUGAACUGAAUGCUGUUUCUCAAGGCCUAUCUAGUGUUUCUAAAAGACUUGCUGAAAGCUUUGCUCAGACAUUUAAAAUGCAAGAAUAGAUGCCUAAUUUAUCUGUUCAGUUAUUUGUAUAAACAUGAGCAUUCUUUAUCAUUGAGCCUGAAUGCAUUGUGUGUGGGUUCUUGAAUGGAAAUUAGAUAUAUAUAAAGAAAAUUUGCUGAAAUUUUCAACAUUGCACAAUGAAUUUGUAAACUUAACUAGAAUGACCUGUAUUUCAGAACGUUUGAUAAAUUCUAAGCUAAUUGCUCUUAUUUAUUAUUUAUGCAACACAACAUUUGCACAUCAUGAAAGAGAAGUUGGAAAUGCAAGUCUUUUAGAAAUGCUGUUUUUCUCCUCUUGUCCAGUCUCUUCUCAGUUACAUCUAUGAUUUCUCUGACAUUUUAUCAUCCGUUUCAGAAUUUCCAGUUUGUGGGCUCCAGCCGCCUCCUGUUUACUAUGACCGUGCAGUCCCUUUACAUGUCCAUCUCCCAUCAGGAUGGUCUCAGGGCUCUGUGUGCUUCUAGAAAAAAAGCCUAAACUGUCUUCUUCCACCACCACCCUCCUCCGUGUGGCCGAGCUCGUUCUCACUUCAAACAACUUCUCUUUUAAUCCUUCUCACUUUCUUCAGGUCAAAGAGUUACUCACAUGGGGCCCCAUUUAUUCCUGUCUCUUUGUGGAGUACAUGAACAUUUCUUGUUCCAGUCCUUUCCGGCCACCAACCACAACCUUCUCCAGUGUAUCAAUGAUCUCGCUGGUGCUGCUUACCUCUCUCAUCCAGAAUUGGGAUGGUUUAUCAAUUUCUCUUCCAAUUUCAACCUUGUUCUCACCUUCAUCUGGUCCAUCUCUGACUCCUCCCUUCUUUUCCUUGGCAAGUCUGUUUCUAUUUCUCAGGAAAGGCAGUCCGUCAAUAUCAACUACAAAUCAACCAACUCUACAUUUACCUUGAAUGUACUUCCUCACAUCCUACUUCCUGUAAAGACUCUUCCAUUCACACAGUUCCUGUGUCUCCAUCACAUCUGUUCUGAUGAUGCCAACUUUGAAGAGGAGGCUUCCAAAAUGUCCACCUUCCUCAACUCUUGAUUCCCCAGCAAUAUAAUUGAAAGGGCCCUCAGCCAGGUCUGACCCAUCUCCCGUAGUUCAGUCCUUACCCCCUUCUCUUCCCUGACACAACGGAGGUAGAGCUCCCCUCCCUUUUGUCCUGACCUUCCAUCCCACCAGUUUCCACAGUUAGAGGAUUAUUAGCCCCCUCCAGCAGGAUGCCACCACCAGACAUAUAUUCUUCUCCUCUCCCUUGUCAGCCUUCUGCAAGGACCAUUCCUCUGGGUCCACUCCUCCUUCACUCCCAGCAGCCCCCUCAAAGCCCCAGGCACCUUCCCCUGCAACAGCAGUAGUUGUAACUUGUUGAAAACCUGCUCAUUUAUUUCCGCCCUCUUAAGUAUCCAAAGGCCCAAACGCACCUUCCAAAUGAAGCAGUGCUUUACCUGCGCUUCACUCAAUCUGGUGUAUGCUCACUGCUCAUUAUGUGAUCUCCUCUGUAUUGAAGAAGCAAAGCAUAGAUUGGGUGACCACUUCAUGGAACAUCUACAUUCUGUCCGCAAAAAGAUCCUGAGUUUCAAAUUGCCUGCCACUUCAACGCACCACCUUGUUCCCUGGCCAAAGUUUAUCUCAAGAUUGCUGUAGUGCUCCAGCAAAAUUUAGCUUAAGCUGGAAGAACAGCGCUUCACCUUCUGCUUGGAAACUCUAUCUACAUCUGGACUCAAUAUGUAGUUCGACAGUUUUGGAGCUUGAGGCACCUUCUCCAUGUCCUUAUCCUCAGCCCCAUGCACCAGGCCUUUGUAUCACAUGGUCACUACUCAUUGUUAGCUGCUAACAAUCACCAUGAGCAUCUAAUCAUUCUUCUAAGCUGACCAUUACCCAAUCUUUUGUCUGUCCAACUGUUCUUCUGUCCGAGCUCUGUGUCCACUUAUAGUUUACCCCAUCGGUCGGUCGUGUGCACACCUAUAUAAACACAAAUUUUUCCUAGCUACCAUCAGUUCCGAAGACAGGUCACCAGAUGCAAAACAUUAGCUGAUCUCCCUCCACAGAUGCUGCCAAAACUGCUGAGAUUUUCCAGCAAUUGUUUUAAAUAAAUGCUGGAUUGUUACGAUGCAGUCUGUUCUAGCAUCAUUAUAUGGAUAUUUACAAUUAAUUCUGAUUCUAAAGUUAUGGGACUUUGUUGAAAUGUAUACAUUCUACUUAAGAAAAUUUGUAGCUUGGGUAAUGUUAUGUCUGUCCUUGAAAAUGGCUAUAGGAGACUAAUUGAAAGAGCUCCUAUCUGUCUUAAAACAACAUUGAAGUUAGCGUUUUCUGUUAUCAGUGCUUUCUUUAACUAUUUCCUGUAACACCAAAUAUAAACAACUCACAACUGCCGCAUGAUACCACAUUGCAUUACAAUGACAUUUCUAGUGACAAUGCAUUAUAAGCAGAAUGUACACAGAUAUUGUAUCCCUGCUACACUGCGAGCACUUAAAAUGUUUUUAAGCAGCUGUAUAUCAGUUGUUUUGCUUAUAGUGUACUAUAGCUAUGAAUGCUGAGACUGAAAUGCAUACGUAGUAUUAACUGGACAACAUCAUUUAGGUUGAACAGUGCUGCCUUAUUUGUUAAAAUAGACCAUAAUCUUCUUCAUAAAAAAGUUAAUUAUCAUUGUGACCGUAUAACUUAGGAAGUCCAACCUGAAGGAUAAAAUUUGCGUAAGCCAGGAUUGGAGUUUUUUUUAAUUUGGGGGGAAGGAAUAUAUAACUUAGUUAUAUAUUCCUUAUAACUUAGUUGAAUGAUGUAAAUUGAGGCUGAGAGGAGGUACUGUAAUAGUUAGGUUGGGUUAUUGGCAAAGUUAAUUGUUGCACUCUUAAUACUUAAUCACUUUUGAAAUGUUUCUCAUGUUGUUUGCAUGGAAACUCUAGAACAGUUGUGUGCAGACCUUGCUUUCUGUGGUCAGUGUGUACUAAACACAUGUGCAUGUGUAUCAAAGGAGACCAUAUUGGCAACGGCUGCUUUUGCCCAGCUAGGUCUGGUGUGGGUGGAAAUGGAGAGUCAUGCUGAACUAUUACUGCCAUGAAAUGAAAUGCGCAUUUAUAUAUUUAAUCCCGCAGUCCGUAUGAUACAAGAAAAGCAACAAUAUACAAUAAGAUUUAAUAUGUCUUGGUCAACCCCACAAGUUUAUUGAUUGUGUCCUGCUUAAAGUUUUGUGUUUUGCAUGGGUUUUUGGUGGAUAGUUUCAAACUUACAUUAAUUUUGUAAACAAAAAUCAAUAAGAUCUUGUGAUAUCCCAGGUUAUAGUCAUUAUAUUGAGAAGCCAAAACUAGACUGCUAAAGUUUAAACAUUUAGCAUUACUUGGUCCAUUGUCUUAAUACUGUCGUAUUGGAUUCUGGAAUGCUAGUUUUUCAACAGCAGUCUAAACUUUGAGGAGAAGCAUAACCUAAAGCACAAAAUCUGGGUCAUCUUUAGGUCUUAAUAGACAUUUUAGUGUGGGAUUUUUCUUUGGUACAUAUACAUUUACCUCAUUUUGCCACUUAUGUAUUUAAAAUUGCUAACGAAUCAGAAACAAAAACAAAUUAUUUCUAUUGACUUCAUUUUGGAGUGUUUCAUUAAAUCAUACAUACAUUGUAUCAUUUACUAUGACAAGUAGUUUUCAAUGUUGUAUUAUAAAUCGACCUGUAACCAAAUCAUUUGAAGGCUUGAUAAAUUUUUAACAAAAUUUGUACAUUUUUUAUGAAAGUUACUAGUAAUGCUUUACUAAGUAGUGCAAUUAAUUUUUAUUUUUAAUCCCUGUGCCCAGUUUUGGAGUUGAGAGGGUUGUUCAUUAAUAAAUGUACGAUGUAUACUUGCUCAGUUGACUUUUUA